This is a messenger RNA of Lachancea sp. 'fantastica', 1920 nucleotides long. The record is from the annotation of a GenBank genome assembly. Lineage: Eukaryota; Fungi; Ascomycota; Saccharomycetes; Saccharomycetales; Saccharomycetaceae.
AUGGACGACGACUCUGGACAGGAAUCUAUUAAUUCAUACAACUCACGUGACUCGCUGGGUCAGGUGCCGCACACGUACGUGCCCUCGUCGUCGCAGACGGACGGGUCACGUGGCAGGGCGGGCUCCGAGGCCGGCUCCGAUGGGCGGCUACGUUUGGUGCCCACAGAAACCGUGCGGUCGUUACAGGAGCUGGGUGUUUCGCCUGUAGCUCCCAUUCCGGACAUUAACGCCCCGGCCAACACGGGUUCCGGAAAGGCAAUUUUCCCCGAAGAGUACACCAUGGAAACGGCCACGGGUCUCGUCCCCGUGGCCACACUGCAUUCGCUGGGACGUACCCAGUCGGGUACGCAGGCGGCCACGCGGAUCCGCACUCGGCGCCAGUCGCUAGCCGCGGAGCUAGGCGACGCUAACUCCGGCUCGGACGAAAACAAAAUCUCGCAGAACUCCGAAGACAACAAAAACAACACCGCAGAUAACGACCUAGACGACGACGAUACCGCACCUGAAUACGACCCGGAUAUCGAGUUUGUCACGUUCGUGACAAACGACCCGGAAAACCCUCACAAUUGGUCCCUGGCUACACGCUGGCUCUACACCAUUGUGAUGUCGAUAUUGGUGAUUUCUGUGGCGUACGGAUCUGCGUGUAUCACCGGUGGUCUAGGACUGGUUAGUGAGAAGUUCCACGUGUCUCUGGAAGUGUCUAUUUUGACAUGUUCGCUUAUGGUUAUUGGGUUUUCUCUGGGUCCAUUGAUCUGGUCUCCUGUGUCUGAUCUGUAUGGCCGUCGCGUUGCGUAUUUCGUGUCUCUAGGGCUGUAUGUGAUCUUCAACAUUCCAUGCGCUAUUCCUCCUAAUAUCGGAUGUCUAUUGGCAUGCCGUUUUCUAUGUGGUGUGUGGGCGUCGUCCGGGCUGUGUUUGGUGGGUGGUUCUAUCGCAGAUAUGUUUCCUCCCGAGACCCGUGGACGUGCCAUUGCGUUCUUUGCAUAUGCGCCCUACUGCGGACCCGUGUUCGGCCCGCUUGUCAAUGGGUUCAUUUCUGUGUCCACUAAACGCAUGGAACUGAUCUUCUGGGUCAACAUGGCGUUUGCCGGAGUUAUGUGGCUGGUUGUGGCGCUUAUCCCGGAAACGUUUGCACCCGUGAUUUUGAAGAAACGUGCGGCGCGUUUGCGCCGCGAAACCGGAAAUCCGAAGAUCAUGACCGAACAGGAGGCCCAGGGUCUAAGCGUUCGUGAAAUGGUGAGUGCGUGUCUACUACGUCCCUUGUAUCUAGCCGCCACGGAACCGGUGCUGGAUCUCAUGUGUUUUUACGUGUGUCUGAUCUACUCGUUGCUUUACGCGUUUUUCUUUGCGUACCCGGUCAUUUUCGGCGAAUUGUACGGAUACAAAGAUAACAUCAUCGGACUUAUGUUUAUUCCGAUCCUGAUCGGAGCUUCGGUGGCGUUGGCCACCACGACGUUUUGUGAGAACCAAUAUUUGAAGAUAACGCGGACCCGAAACCCGACGCCGGAAGACCGGUUGCUAGGGGCAAUGAUCGGAGCUCCGUUUGCCGCCAUCGCACUGUGGAUCCUGGGCGCCACUGCUUACAAACACAUUAUCUGGGUCGGACCGGCGUCUUCGGGCCUGGCGUUCGGCUACGGUAUGGUGCUGAUCUACUACUCGCUAAACAACUACAUCAUCGACUGUUACGCGAUGUACGCGUCCGGAGCGCUGGCCACCAAGGUGUUCUUGCGUUCUGCCGGAGGUGCAGCGUUCCCAUUGUUCACUGACCAAAUGUACCAUCGUCUGGGACUGCAAUGGGCCAGUUGGUUGUUGGCAUUCAUCUCGACGGCGAUGGUGUUGAUUCCGUUUGGAUUCUACUACUACGGUAAGGAUCUCCGUGCCAAGUUGUCCAAGAAGAACUACGCUUUCAGCGGCAUGGAGUAA